AUGUCCAUCAUGCUCAAGCACUCUCUGGUGCCUCCAGAAAUCUCGGUCGUCACAGGACUUGAGUAUGGCUUUAUCCUCCUUCUCCUCACAGUCGCAGGCAUCUGUUGGACUUACCGUAACAAGGGCGUCUGGGCAUCAUCCUCGGCUAAUGCAAAAUGGAUUGCGAGUCCAAAGGGGAAGCCGUUCACAGGAAAUCUGAACGAUCUCCGAACAAAUGGCGCCGCCAGCUGCGAGGCCUGGUACUCUUUGUACAAGCAAUACGGACCUGCCUACGAAAUGACAGUUCCGUUCUUUCGCAUGCAUAUCAUCAACCAUCCCACCUAUCUCGAACAUAUUCAGAAGCAUAACAGCAAGAACUACAUCCGCGGUAAAUUUGCCAGGAACAUGUUUGGUCCGCUUCAUCGAAGUGGGAUUUUUGUUGCGGAUGGCAUGGAAUGGCAAACGCAACGCAAAGCUGCCUCUCGUGCAUUCAGCAAGCGCAACUUCGAGACACAUAUCACUCAAUCUGUUCAUUAUUGGCUGGAUAUCUUUAUCCGCCUCCUCUCUAACCUGGCCAAAGAGCAAAGAGAGUUUGACUUCCAGGAACUGAUGGGCCGUCUCAUGUUCUGCCUCUUUCUGCGAAUUGCCUUUCACGAGGAUAAGCUCGCUUGGGACAUCAUGUCUGAUGAUCCGAAGUGCCUGGAAUCAAAACCAGCUUUUGUCGAGGCAUUUGAUCAAGCUACUCAUUUAUUUGACCGGAGAAGACGAGACCCUCUUUGGAGAAUAACCGAGAAGCUCUCUGGAGAAGAUGUCAUCACCAAAAGAGCUGUGGACCUCUUUUAUCAACAGAUUGAUUUUCUGAUCGAGAAGCGUCUCAACCUAAUGAAAGAUGGCUACAAACCCAACCCAGACGCUGGUGUUGACCUCCUUGACCUAUUUUUGCAAUCGACAACUGAUAAAUAUACUCUGGGUGGAAUGGUAUUUUCGUUUCUGUCAGCGGGUCGGGAUACAACGACCUACAAUACCUCUUGGUUCAUGAAGGAGAUUCACCACCGGCAAAACAAACAUCUUAAUGCUUUGGAGAAGAUCCGUGCUGAGGCAGAGGACCUUGGCUUCACCAGUGGCUAUCUCAACUACACGGAUGCGCCGAGAUUACGGUUCACGAAUGCUAUGUGGGACGAAUGCACUCGACUCAACACUGUUUCUCCGGCUGGCCAGUUGGAGGCGGCCGAGGAUGACAUUCUACCAGCGGUCCCUGAGCUUAAUAUGCCUCCCCGUCGCAUUAAGAAAGGUGAUGUUGUCAGCUAUCAGAACUAUGUUAUGGCCCGCAUGCCAGAAAUCUGGGGAGAGGACGCUGCGGUCUUCAAUCCGUACCGGUGGCUCAAGGAGAACGGGGAAAGCAUCUCUUACAGUCCAUUCAAAUAUCACGCUUGGAAUGCUGGGCCGCGCAGUUGCCUCGGACGGCCACUGGCUACGUAUGAGGGCAUCACUAUUACAGUGGCAAUCCUUCAACGCUUUGACAUCAUUCUCUCAGACGAUAGCAGAAUGUAUAAACCACUUGCUGCCAUGAACAUGGUGAUUCUACUACCAAAUGCGCAUGCUCACGACAUCUCAGUUCUCCCGGUGCGAAGACGUAGAGGCCGGCCUCCGAAAAGAGCGAGACAUAAUGUUGGAAAUGGUGAUCUGUCUGCAGCAGCGGCGACCACAGACAAUUACGGCUUUGAUUUGCCAUACUCAGUCAGCAAAGAAAGCCAGUCUUCAUGGCCGUCACUGAUGGGGUCGUUCGAACCCGUGGCGGGAAGCAGAGAAGAAGCCACUACAACGCCCAGUUCUCGAGGGAGUCAUGGCCACCGACAGAUACCAAGCUAUGACCAGCAAAUGGCCAGUCAAACACUGGCCACCUUUCCGUUGAGAAACACAUCAGAUGCAAUACGACUUUUGGACCAAGAUCGAACAUCCUUCGGCUCCGAACAAUCUGAUAAUUUGGAUGUGCAGGGCGUCGGCGCUUCCAGGCCACAGUUUUUCCUGCUUCGAGAGGGCUUUAUAGACGAGUCAACAUUGUUCAGACUGUUCAACUUCUAUCUUGGCUCGUUGCAUCCCAUGAUGCCGCUCAUUCCUUAUGAAAGGAGACCGACAACAUCAGAGCAAAUCCUCACAAUGGCAGCCCGAGAACCACAUUUUGUGGCGGCGAUUCUUGUAGUGACCACCGGCCUGCUGGGUGAAUACACUCUUCAUCACCAUUUGUGGCAGAGAGUGGAGAGGCUCUUUGCCCAGGUCGCCAUCAUGGGGACGAAUGAAUCGCUGGAGAUGAUCGAAGGAUUGUUACUACUUUCGGGUACAACGACCCUGGUUCCCAAAUCCAUCUCAGCAAGGGACAUGCUGAAAUAUUGUGCAGAAUACCCACCAAAUAUGGGCCACAGCAAAGGACUGGGGUUUGAAGAUCGAAUGUGUUGGAUGACAGUCGGCACUGCCGUCAGGCUAGGUUACCUCCGAGGCCUCGAGCAGCUGGUCAUGCAACCGGACGAUAUUGAGGAGAAAUUUGCGGACGACCGCGGUAGAGGGAAGAUUGUAUGGACGUGUCCCGGGAUGACUAUUCAACAUCUCCACUUUGAUCCUGCCGAUGACUUUCCCCAGAUGCGCGAAAUCGAGGGCGUCCAAGAUGACCAUGCCGCAUACUUGCAGUGUCUCAUGCAUCUAACACAGGUAUUGAGCAACGCUCACGACCUGUUAUACCCCUCGAAAAGCCACUCACUCGCCAUCGCGAAAUCGGAGCAUUACUACAAGCACAUUGACGAGUUUACAGAAAGACUGAUGGGCAGUGUGGACGCCCGCUUUAUCGUUGAGGCAAUGAAUGCAGGGGCUGAUGUGCUACGCUUGGCCAUAGGCAGGUUCCAACCAUCUGGGGCUUUGGCAUAUCUUCCCUUGCGAUUCUUUCACUUCUUCACGCAUGCGGGCGUAUUCCUCCUCAAGGCAGCGGUGAUUGUCCCACUACCACCGUCGCAGAAACGGGCGAUCCUUCACCUCAUUCGAGGCCUCAUCAAAUGUAUGUCGACGGUCUCGUCAGACCACAGACAUCCCGCCAUCCGCAAUUCGUCUGCCCUUGACGGACUGUUGAAACGUAUAUACCGCGAUCAUGACAUCCAAACUCCGGUGGUCACCUGUCCGUCCUCACCUGGUGUUGCCCCAUCCGGUUCUGCGGCUAGCUCGACAGUUCCUGGUGUAACUACGAAACUACGCCCCAGUGAAACUGACUUGCACGCCUUUCUUGGGAAUCGUGAAUCUCCGUUUGUUGCAGAGCGGCCAUUGCAGGAGCUUGCGGCCGACAUCGACGCCAGCUUCGGCCAGGAAACCGACAGCCUGGACAUCAGUCUGCCUUUGGGCACCGAAAGUGCCGCCCAUGGUCUACCUCCGCUUGUGCCUGCGUCAGAUAUAUUUACGUCGCUCUUCAACUAUGACGACAGAGAGUUUUGGGGAGCAUUCACUCCAACGACCUUGGAUUAA
Fonsecaea monophora is the source of this 3480-nucleotide messenger RNA. RefSeq lists its product as hypothetical. The coding region runs from base 1 to 3480 and encodes 1159 amino acids. The transcript has 13 exons. Gene Ontology annotation, molecular function: oxidoreductase activity, acting on paired donors, with incorporation or reduction of molecular oxygen; iron ion binding; heme binding. NCBI's taxonomy places the organism in Eukaryota, Fungi, Ascomycota, Eurotiomycetes, Chaetothyriales, Herpotrichiellaceae. The record is from RefSeq and is a predicted model, not a curated record.